Molecule: messenger RNA, 786 nt
Organism: Eremothecium cymbalariae DBVPG#7215
Lineage: Eukaryota; Fungi; Ascomycota; Saccharomycetes; Saccharomycetales; Saccharomycetaceae
Gene: LYS5
Product: holo-[acyl-carrier-protein] synthase
Exons: 1
Coding region: 1-786 (261 amino acids)
Cellular component (GO): cytosol
Molecular function (GO): holo-[acyl-carrier-protein] synthase activity; magnesium ion binding
Source: RefSeq, a predicted model, not a curated record
AUGAACUGUUCAGUAUCCGAUAGUAAAUCUCUUCUAAUUAGUAUUAACGUUAAUGAUGGGUUUUUGCAGGAUGACUUCUGCUUUGAAGUUGCAAUGAGGCUGUUACCCACAACUGUCCAAAAUGAAAUAUUGAAAAAGAAGAGAUUCAUGCGACCCACAGCAUUGGGCAGCCAACUUCUACUGUUAUAUGGCUGUUCAAGAAUAUUAGGAUGUUCAUGGCGGGAGCUGAAGUUCUCAAAAUCUAAGUUUGGGAAACCUUUCCUAGUUCAUCAUGACAACGUAGCUUUCAGCAUGUCUAAUGGUGGAGGUAAUGUAAUCAUUUAUAUAACCAAGGGAGAAGAGGUACAAGGAGGGGUAGGUAUAGAUAUUGCUUCCACAACUGACUGUAUUAAUUGGGAAUUUGAGUAUUUAAACGAUUUAAAAACCGUGUUCUCUCAGAGCGAAGUAGAAUGCCUACGAAGUACAUCAUUUGAUGUGCGGGAUGAACUAUUUACAUAUUACUGGUCACUAAAGGAGGCAUACAUCAAGUAUAUAGGUGAGGGUCUUAACGCCGAUCUUGCAUUAGUCAACCUGGGAUCAUUAAAACCACUAAUGAAAUCCGAGCAUAGAACGUUUACCAAAUUCAUAAAUGGAAAGUCUGUUCAAUUCCGGUCACACUGGUACGACGAUUGUCAUAUUAUAUCAAUAUGCUAUAAGCUGAAGGAACCCGCGCUUGACGUAAAGUACGUAUCAUUAGAAUCUAUCUCGUUGAGUCUCAUCAUAGAUAAACUUUCUAAUUUUGGUUAA